Aricia agestis (brown argus) is the source of this 1002-nucleotide messenger RNA. RefSeq names its product acyl-CoA Delta(11) desaturase-like. NCBI's taxonomy places the organism in Eukaryota, Metazoa, Arthropoda, Insecta, Lepidoptera, Lycaenidae. Gene Ontology annotation, cellular component: endoplasmic reticulum membrane. The transcript is spliced from 4 exons. Gene Ontology annotation, biological process: unsaturated fatty acid biosynthetic process. Gene Ontology annotation, molecular function: stearoyl-CoA 9-desaturase activity; iron ion binding. The record is from RefSeq and is a predicted model, not a curated record. The coding region runs from base 31 to 1002 and encodes 323 amino acids.
CAAACUGACAGUCAUGAGUAUUUUAUAGAAAUGGCGCCCUUCGUCGAAACAGACGAAACUAUACAGUCGGAAGAGCUGGUAGCUCCGCAAGCGGCUCCAUGGAAGUAUGAAAUAGUGUACCCAGCUGUUCUUGGCAUGGGCUACAUCCACUUGGCUGCUAUUUAUGGGUUGUACCUCGCCGUUACAGCUGCGCAAUGGUACACGUUAGUCUUUUCUGCUUUCACGGCGGUUGCGGCUGGGAUAGGCCUAACGGCGGGGGCUCACAGGCUUUGGUCUCAUCGAGCGUACAAGGCCAAACCACCGCUGCAGAUCCUACUGAUGAUAAUGCAGAGCAUAGCCUUUCAAUAUUCAGCACUAACCUGGGCGAAGCUUCACAGAACGCAUCAUAGAUAUAGCGACACAGACGCGGACCCGCACAACGCGACGAGAGGGUUCUUCUUCUCGCACAUGGGCUAUUUGAUGGUGAAGAGCCACCCCGAAUUUAGAAAACGCGUAAAAUUAAUGGACUUUUCGGAUCUAUACAGCAAUCAGAUCCUGAUGCUUCAGCAUAAGUACACGAUUCUCUUCUGUUUUACCUUCUGCUUACUCCUGCCCACGGUCAUUCCCGUGUACUUGUGGGGGGAGUCGCUGAGUGUGGCCUGGCACGUGUCCAUGCUUCGCUACGUCUACAACAUGCACACCACUUUCCUAGUCAACAGCGUCGCGCAUAUGUUCGGCAGUGGGACUUACGACAAGUCCAUCAAGCCGACCCAAAACGUCUUCGUGUCCUUGCUAAUUUUCGGCGAAGGUUUCCACAACUACCACCACGUGUUCCCAUGGGACUACCGCACGGCGGAGCUGGGCAACAACUGGCUGAACCCCACCAAGCUGUUCAUAGACUUCUUCGCGUGGGUGGGCUGGGCGUACGACCUCAAGACGGUGUCCGAUGACGUCAUCAGCGCUCGGGCCGAGCGCACCGGAGAUGGGACCAACAGUUGGGGAUUUAAAACAAAAAGUAGUUAA